Messenger RNA from Tinamus guttatus (white-throated tinamou), 2111 nucleotides. The record is from RefSeq and is a predicted model, not a curated record. NCBI's taxonomy places the organism in Eukaryota, Metazoa, Chordata, Aves, Tinamiformes, Tinamidae.
CCAGAUAAUCUGAUCAAAGCCAUCCUGUCAGCAACCAAAGAUUAUCGCCUGACUCCAGCUCUUGACAGUCUCAGCUGUCGACGAUGUAUUAUUGUGGGAAAUGGUGGAGUACUUGCAAAUAAGUCGUUGGGGUUAAAAAUUGAUGACUAUGAUGUUGUUGUCAGGCUGAACUCGGCUCCAGUAAAGGGCUUUGAAAAAGAUGUGGGUGGCAAGACAACUCUCCGGAUCACAUAUCCUGAAGGUGCAAUCCAGAAAAUGGAGCAGUAUGAGAAGGAUUCACUGUUUGUUCUGGCGGGAUUCAAAUGGCAGGAUUUCAAGUGGCUGAAAUACAUUGUUUACAAGGAGAAAGUGAGUGCCUCUGAUGGCUUUUGGAAGUCAGUUGCAACCCGUGUCCCAAGGGAACCUCAUGAGAUACGUAUCCUGAAUCCCUACUUCAUCCAAGAGGCAGCUUUCAGCUUCAUUGGACUGCCUUUCAACAACGGCCUGAUGGGCAGAGGGAACAUCCCCACCUUGGGAAGUGUAGCAAUAACCAUGGCUCUCCACAACUGUGAUGAGGUGGCAGUAGCAGGAUUUGGCUAUGACAUGAGCUCACCAAAUGCACCACUGCACUACUAUGAGAACAUCAAGAUGUUGGCCAUCAAAGAGUCCUGGACACACAACAUCCAGCGGGAGAAGGAGUUCCUACGGAAGCUGGUGAAAGCCCGAGUCAUCACUGACCUAACCAGUGGGAUUUGAGUGGCUGCAGCCACUGCCUCAAAGAGAGGAGAGGAAGACACACGCUGCAGCUCUGGGAGCAGGCACGGGCAGCCCUCUGCAAGAAUCCCACCUCACUGGAGACAAGCAGGGAUGCCCAGGUGCUCCGGGACGGCCCUCUCGCAUUGCCAGGCUGCACAGGGGUUGCAUCUGCUGCCUCCUGUCCGAGAGCUGGCAGGAGGUGGGCAUGGGACUGAGCGGGCAAUUCCUGAACUCUGCGUAGCAGACGGCUCUUCUGUGUCUAGAAUUAAACGGGAAAGACUCAGGAGAGAGGAGAGAGGUUGGUGAACAAAACAAUUUGUGCCAAAUGGGAGGUGGUGCUGCCCUGAAGCAGCAAUGCCUGAAUGUACAAAGUAUUAUUUUUUAAAAGAAAAACUGCUGGAAUCAUACUAGAAAUACCAAGGUGCACAGCAAAGCCUGCUUGUGCACAGCCCUGCAAAAGGCUCGGCCUCUCCAUGCUCCAUCUGCGUUGUCACUGGUCUCAGAUUUUCCCCAGGAAAACAAAUCCGUCCAAAACUUCAGUGUUGUUGGUGCUGCUAUAUUUUAAAGGGAGAAUGGCUUUCCCUCAUUCUCCACUUGAAGUUUCUGAUUGGGGAUGAGUAUGGGUUUGUUUUUCUGCUCUUUUCCUUGCUUCCUGCAUAGAGGCAGCAACAGCAACCAUUUAUUUGGCAACUAUAGCUGUGGCUCUGCCCCGACCCCAGCGUGGAGCAGGGAGCUGGUGGCUUUCUCUGCCUGCAGCAGAUCCUCGCUGCCUUCCUGCCCGUCACAGCGCUGAGGAACCUGCCUCGUUGAGCUCAAGGCUUUCAGGCAUCUUGGGUUGUGCCUGCUGUGCAGGACCCUUGUGGAGCCCAUGCAGAUCAGUGUCACCAUUUCUGGACAGCAUCUCGCUUUAUUUUUAUGUGGGAGAGGAGUAAUUUAUGUUUUGGAAGGAGGUCAGAUCUUGCGUGGAGAUCUGAAACUUCACAGUGUUUAAGAGCAGGCGGCUGAAGAUGUUUGCUCCGCAUUCCCGACUCGAUUGCGUUUCCUCUUUAAGUGACUCGUGACCUCAGUGGUGAUAGAGCCUGCUGGCAGGGCUGGGGGGGCCUGCUGGGAACCUCUGCCUUCUGUUUGGCCCCUGCUCACUUCAUUUCCAAGCUCCUUCCGUGCUGCUCUGGCACUGCUCCUAUCCUGCUCUCAGGAGCACGUCCCUUCCUUUGCCGCCUUGGUCCCGAGAUGCAGUAUUUGCACAUUUGAUUUGUGUACGUAUUUCAGAGGAGCUGGAUUAAACUGAGCAACGCGCCCGAGUGCGAGGACAGUGAGGGGAUCUCACCCGCCUGGAGCGCGUGGGCAGAGCGGGAGCGCUGGGGCGGUGGGUGCAC